AUGAAGAAAAAGUACCAGGGCUCAACAAGAGUGAAGCGAGCACAGCUUCAAGCCAUAAGAAGAGAUUUUGAGACUCUUCAAAUGAAAAAUGGAGAAUCAGUUACUGAUUAUUUUGGAAGAGUUGUGGGGAUAGCAAACAAAAUGCGAAUCCAUGAUGAUAAGAUUAAAGAUGGUGCUGUUGUUGAGAAGAUCCUGAGAUCUAUGGCUCCAAAAUUCAAUUAUAUUGUGUGCUCUAUUGAAGAGUCUAAUGACAUUGAUGAAAUGUCAAUUGAUGAGCUGCAAAGCUCCUUACUAGUCCAUGAACAAAGGUUGAAUCGAUGCACCUCAGAAGAGCAAGCUUUGAAAGCUUCUACCUUUGUUGAAUCCACAAGCUCAAGAGAAAGAGGACGAGGUAGAGGUAGAGUACGUGGAAGAAGUGCUCGAGGCAACCGAGAUGGAAGCAGACAACGCGAGUAUUUCAAAAGAGAUGAUGAUCACUCCCAGUUUCAGAAUAAAAGAAGAGGACAGGUGGACAAGUCCAAGAUUGAGUGCUAUAGGCGUGGAAAUCAUGGGCAUUACAGCAAUAAGUGCUACACAAAGAUGCCAAAAGACAAAGAAAAAUGA
Camellia sinensis is the source of this 603-nucleotide messenger RNA. The record is from RefSeq and is a predicted model, not a curated record. NCBI's taxonomy places the organism in Eukaryota, Viridiplantae, Streptophyta, Magnoliopsida, Ericales, Theaceae.